Gymnodraco acuticeps is the source of this 1044-nucleotide messenger RNA. RefSeq names its product melanin-concentrating hormone receptor 2 (gene mchr2b). Gene Ontology annotation, molecular function: neuropeptide binding; G protein-coupled receptor activity. Gene Ontology annotation, biological process: neuropeptide signaling pathway. The record is from RefSeq and is a predicted model, not a curated record. Bases 1 to 1044 code for a protein of 347 amino acids. The transcript has 2 exons. Gene Ontology annotation, cellular component: membrane; neuron projection. NCBI's taxonomy places the organism in Eukaryota, Metazoa, Chordata, Actinopteri, Perciformes, Bathydraconidae.
AUGAAUGACACGGACGAUUUUUGCAAAAACAACCAAACAGGGAACAUGACCGACCCGUCAUGUGUAAAACCAGCUCCCGCGUCCCACAGCCAGUUCGACCUCGUCACUUUCAUGCACAUAUUGCCUUUAAUUUACGGCAUCCUGUGUUCAGUGGGAGUUAUAGCCAAUGGACUGGUCAUUUACGCGGUGAAAGCAUGCAAGAAGAAAAUGGUAUCAGACAUAUACUUGCUGAACUUAGCAAUAGCCGACAUGCUGUUCUUGCUGGUGAUGCCGUUCAACAUUCACCAGCUGGUCAGAGACAGGCAAUGGGUCUUUGGAAGCUUUAUGUGCAAAGCGGUGGUGGUCGUGGAUGUCAGCAACCAGUUUACCACAGUGGGAAUUGUGACUGUAUUGUGCAUUGAUCGGUACAUAGCUAUUGUCCACCCCACCUCCGAGAAGAGGACCAUCCAGUGGACCAUCAUCAUCAACAUGCUGGUUUGGCUGGGCAGCAUGCUCCUCACCGUCCCCGUCAUGCUGUACGCCAAGGCCGUGCGCAGGCAGCAAUUUGAGGUGUGCAUAAUAGACCUGGAAGGACCUGAGGACAUGUACUGGUACACUCUCUACCAGUCUAUCCUGGGCUUCAUCAUCCCUCUUUUCAUCAUCAGCACCUUCUACUCUCUCACCCUCUACCACGUCUUCAGCUCCAUCCGCCGCGUCAAGCGCAAGCAGUCCGUUUGGGCUAAAAGAGCCACCAAGAUGGUCCUCAUGGUCAUCGCCCUGUUCUUGAUCUGCUGGUCGCCCUACCACGUCAUUCAGGUGAUCAACCUGAGCAACGACAACCAGAAUCUGGCCUUCAUCUACGCCUACAACAUCAGCAUCUGCCUCUGCUACUCCCACAGCUGCAUCAACCCACUCAUGUUGCUAAUCUUCGCCCAGAAUUACCGCGAGCGUCUUUGCUCCAGGAACGCGCUCUACAGCUCCCAGCACUCCUCCAAGGUCACGGUGGUCAAAACGGACGGCUCCAGUACGACCAACGACCCCAACUACCGCUGCACUGUCAUCUAA